ACGUGAGGCCAAAAUUUAUCGAGAGGCUCACUUUUGAGGUCUUUUGGGGUUUCACUUCUUACCAGCGCCACACCGCAAUUAUGGAAGCGGAAGAGCGGAUCACCAAGAAGCGGAAGCUCAGCAAUGAUCGAGAUCCUCAGAAGCCAGUGUCUGACUCCCUGACACAAGGAAAUGGCGGUUCGGAAGUCAGCACAACUGGCGGAGACUUGAUCUCCAUCAUCGAACACGACGACGAGGAGCCGAGUGAAAACCUGAAUGGCGCUGGCCAUGCCGAAGGUGACACAUUCCCUACUCCAGCGACAACAGCCCCACUGGCAGACGGACUCGACACAGCCGGAGCGCCAGUUUCCAAAAACCAGCUCAAGAAACUCCGCAAGAAGCAAGAAUGGGAGUCGAAGCGCGACGAACGCAAGGAAAUCCGCCGGCAAAAGACCGUCGCGAAGCGCGAGCGGAAGCGCGAAGCGUGGAAGCAAAUGCAAGCUGAUGGCGAAGCUGAGGCAAUCCCGGCGAAGCAUCUGAUUCGACGCAAGGCCGUGCAGCUGCCCGUGACCAUCCUGAUCGACUGCGACUUCGACGGCCUAAUGAAGGACAAGGAGCGCAUUUCGCUUGCUGCGCAGCUUACGCGGUCGUAUUCGGACAACAGAAAUGCUCCUUUCCGUGCGCAUUUGGCGAUAUCUGCUUUUGGUGGUAGCUUGCGGGAGCGAUUUGAUAACGUCUUGAUGCACUACAAGGGAUGGAGAGGGGUGCGCUUCUUGGACUGUGAUUGCAUCGAGGCUGCCGAAAAGGCAAAGGAGUGGAUGGCAUCCGAGUUCGAGGGGAAGAUGGGCGGCGCAUUCGAGAAAUUUCAGACUGAAGAUGUGGAGGAUCACGCACGUCUUAAAGCAGAGGGAGAAGUGGUCUAUCUGACCUCCGAAGCCGAAGAAACUCUGACCGAGCUGAAGCCGUUCAGCACCUACAUCAUUGGCGGGCUGGUCGACAAGAAUCGCGAAAAGGGCUUAUGCUACAAGCGAGCUACCGAACGAGGCCUGAAGACCGCGAGAUUACCGAUUGGUGAAUUCAUGGAUAUGCAGAGCCGGAAGGUCCUGGCUGUCAAUCAUGUCAAUGAGAUCAUGCUGAAAUGGUUGGAGUGUGGCGAUUGGGGCGAGGCUUUUGUCAAGGUGAUUCCGAAGAGGAAAGGGGGACAAUUGAAGGAUGCCAAAGGCGCAGAAAGUAAGGAGAGUCCUGGGGACGAGGCUGCAUCCGAUGAUGGUGAUGAGACGUUUGAGGAUGCAGAGGAAGCACUCGAGGAGGACGCCACUAGUUUUUCAGCAUAAAUUCGAAUGUACUUUCA
Neohortaea acidophila is the source of this 1330-nucleotide messenger RNA. Its product is annotated as guanine-1-methyltransferase-domain-containing protein. Gene Ontology annotation, cellular component: nucleus. The record is from RefSeq and is a predicted model, not a curated record. Gene Ontology annotation, biological process: tRNA N1-guanine methylation. Lineage: Eukaryota; Fungi; Ascomycota; Dothideomycetes; Mycosphaerellales; Teratosphaeriaceae. Gene Ontology annotation, molecular function: tRNA binding. The transcript has a single exon. Bases 81 to 1313 code for a protein of 410 amino acids.